Syzygium oleosum is the source of this 1766-nucleotide messenger RNA. RefSeq names its product protein Brevis radix-like 2. The transcript has 6 exons. The coding region runs from base 324 to 1439 and encodes 371 amino acids. The record is from RefSeq and is a predicted model, not a curated record. Lineage: Eukaryota; Viridiplantae; Streptophyta; Magnoliopsida; Myrtales; Myrtaceae.
GACGGGGGGGGCGGUGGUGGUGGUGUGGAGAUCGCCGCAUUUAAUGAUGAGCAGCAGUCCCUGAUCCCAUUCCCCUCUCUCCCCCUCCGCCAUUAACGGUCACUUCCCUCUCUCUCUCUCUCUCUCUCGCCGCAUAUAUAAGAAGCACUAGCAGCAGCAGCAGCAGCAGCAGCAUUCAUUCAAUACAAUCCUCACUCCUCCGCAUUGAAAACCUCCAUCUCCCUCCUCUCUCUCUCUCUCUCUCUCUCUCUCUGCGCCUGCGCGUUGAAAAGGAGGAAAGGUUCCGAUCCUCGGCGGCGGCGGCGAAGGCGAAUCGGUGGGAAAUGUUGACUUGCAUAGCCUGUUCGAAGCAGCCGCAGCCGCUCAACGGCAGCGGAUCUCGGUCCCUCCCCCAGCAAGAGGACGACGCCGAUGCCGUGGGGACUCCCAGCACCAAGCACGCCAUUAGGGCUCUCACUGCUCAGAUUAAGGACAUGGCUUUGAAGGCUUCGGGGGCGUACAAGAAUUGCAAGCCGUGUUCGGGAUCGAAUCACAACCACAAUCAGAACUGUGCCGACUCCGAGACCGCCUCCGAUCCGGCGAGACUCCACUGUCACUACCGCAGGGCGGGUAGCUUGAACUCGACCCCUAGGUUGUGGGGUAAAGAAAUGGAGUCGAGGCUGAAGGGGCUUUCGAGUGGCGAGACUACGCCCGCGUCCGUGAGUGGCCGUACCGAGUCGGUCGUGUUCAUGGAGGAAGAAGAGCCUAAGGAGUGGGUCGCGCAAGUGGAGCCCGGUGUCCUCAUCACUUUCGUUUCAUUACCUGAGGGAGGAAAUGAACUCAAGCGGAUUCGAUUCAGCCGUGAAAUGUUUAAUAAAUGGCAAGCUCAGAGAUGGUGGGCUGAGAACUGCGACAAAGUCAUGGAACUAUAUAAUGUUCAACAUUUCAACCGCGAAGCAGUGCCACUUCCAACACCUCCAAGGUCCGAAGAUGAGGGCUGCCAGAACGAAUCUGCAAAGGAGAGCCCUGUGACUCCACCACUGAGUAAAGAAUGCCUACCUCGUGAUUAUCACCGCUCAAUGGGGAUGGGCUACUCGUCGUCAGAUUCACUUGAUCACCGCCCGAUGCAAUCUCGUCAUUGCUGCGACUCGGCCGCUCUUGCUGCAACCCCUAAGCUCUCCAGGAUCAGUGGGGUAAAAGCAGAGACAUCUUCUGUGGACGGUUCUAUUUCAUCUAGAGAGGCAGAUCACUCUGGAGAGCUUUCUAUCAGCAAUGCCAGUGAUGUGGAGACUGAAUGGGUUGAACAGGAUGAACCAGGAGUUUAUAUUACUAUCAGAGCUUUGCCAGGUGGCACCAGAGAGCUUAGACGAGUUCGUUUCAGUCGGGAGAGGUUUGGAGAAACGCAUGCCAGAUUAUGGUGGGAACAGAACCGAGCGAGGAUACAAGAACAGUACUUGUGACUUUAAAGAAGUACGAGAUGCGUGCUCCUGGGAAAUUGAUAUGCCCUCUAGAGUCUGUUUAUAUAAGUCUAGCUUCCUGGCAUGUCCUCAUCGGUAUAGCUUUCACCUUUAUUUAACUUUUUCCUCCUAUCUAGUUUGUUGUUAAAUAUGUCCGUGCGUUCUGGAUGUGUAUGUUUUUUUCCCUUUCCAUUUUUUUGGGUAUAGAUGCUUUGAGGUUCAACGUCCGGGAGAUUUGGCGAGAGGUUUUGGGGAUUGAAGAAGAUUAUUGGGAAUGUUAAUUUAAUUACCGAUGUCAAAUACUAAAAUAAACUUCAGUUACGAUGAUAA